Messenger RNA from Eucalyptus grandis, 6164 nucleotides. RefSeq names its product N-glycosylase/DNA lyase OGG1. The transcript is spliced from 4 exons. Gene Ontology annotation, cellular component: nucleus. Gene Ontology annotation, molecular function: 8-oxo-7,8-dihydroguanine DNA N-glycosylase activity; damaged DNA binding. The record is from RefSeq and is a predicted model, not a curated record. Bases 50 to 1264 code for a protein of 404 amino acids. NCBI's taxonomy places the organism in Eukaryota, Viridiplantae, Streptophyta, Magnoliopsida, Myrtales, Myrtaceae. Gene Ontology annotation, biological process: base-excision repair, AP site formation; base-excision repair; nucleotide-excision repair.
GUCAGGCAUCCGUUUGGCAUUUGACAAUGGUGAUCUUCAUGGCAGCUCGAUGACGUCGUCGUCCGCUCUUUCUCCUGCCUUGCUUCUCCCUCGCAGUUGCAGGCAUGGAGCUUCUUCAAUGAAGGAACUCCAAACCCUAGCCCCCAUCUCCCCAGCAAGACUCUCCUCUCUCCUACAAACCAUGAAGAGACCGAGGCGAACCCCGCCAUCCACUCCUCCGACCCCUCAAACGAUCCACCGCCUCCAUCAUCACCGCCGCCGCCGCGGCGAAAAAGCCGUCUCAGUCGGCCAGUCGCUCGCCGCCGAAACCCCAGAGUGGGUCCCGCUCGACCUCGCCGAGUCCGAGCUCUCCUUGCCCCUCACCUUCCCCACCGGCCAGACCUUCAGGUGGAAACGCACCGGGCCCCUCCGCUUCACCGGCGCGGUCGGCCCUCACCUCGUCUCCCUCAAGCACCUCGAGGACGGCGACGUCGCGUACUGCGUGCACGGCGAUCGCCCCGACGGCGCGGGAGCUCGGUCAGCGCUGCUGGAUUUCCUCAACGCCGACAUCCGGCUGGGUGAGAUCUGGGAGGCGUUCUCGGCCUCGGAUCCGAGGUUCGCCGAGCUGGCGAGGCUACUGCGCGGGGCUCGCGUUCUGAGGCAGGAUCCUCUGGAGUGCUUGGUUCAGUUUCUCUGUUCGUCGAAUAACAACAUCGCGAGGAUCACUAAAAUGGUGGAUUUCAUUUCGUCUCUGGGGAGGCAUCUGGGGACUGUGGAGGGUUUGGAGUUCUACGAGUUCCCGUCGCUAGACCGGCUUUUGGCCGUCUCUGAGAAAGAUUUCAGGGAGGCUGGUUUUGGUUACAGGGCCAAGUAUAUUGUGGGCACUGUUAAGGCUUUGCAGUCAAAACCUGGCGGAGGUGUGGAGUGGCUUACAUCCCUGCGUGGAUUGGAUCUACAGGAUGCUAUUGCUGCUCUCUGUACUUUACCUGGAGUUGGUUCUAAAGUCGCAGCGUGCGUAGCUCUCUUCUCUCUUGAUCAACAUCAUGCCAUUCCGGUUGAUACGCAUGUGUGGCAAAUUGCUACCAGGUAUCUUUUACCUGAGCUUGCUGGUGCACGACUGACACCCAAGCUCUCUAGCCAAGUAGCGGAGGCUUUUGUGAGCAAGUAUGGCAAAUAUGCCGGUUGGGCUCAGACUAUGCUUUUCAUUGCUGAGUUACCUUCUCAAAAGGCCAUCAUACCAUCACAUUGUCUCACUAUCCAGAAAGAUAAAAAGGUCGAAAGAUAGAUAAAGAAGCUUGUAGUGCUGAGUGAUGCUUUUCCUAGAAAAGGACGUUUUAUUGGGCUGUGUCCCAAAGUAGGUUUGGCCAUGAUAAUUACUCUGCUUGCCAAUUUGUCGAAUGAAGAAUGGCUAUGCAGGGUCAGAGGCAAAUGCACACUUUCGGCUUUGAAGUCUGCAAGAAAACCCAGUGGAAGUGUGGGUGCUGAAUGCUCUCCGACAGACUUUGCUCUCAGUUGUCACUGCUUGGUUGAACAUCUGGUGCAUGCACAUGCGGAUUCUGUCCUGGAUUCAUGAGUAAGCGACUUUCUAUUCUUGUAUUCAGAUGAUAUAUCCAUCUGAUGCUUUGUGAAUCCCUGGCCCCCUUCAUGGUGCUAGGCAUGUAACUUGGAUAAGUUCAGUGUCAAAAUUUAUGGUCCUUGUGACCAGAUGAUUACAUAAUUGAGGCACAUAUGCUCUUUUUCAUCUUACAUGAUUCUUUUGUGAUGCUUUGUACUUUUAGCUGGGUUAGACAUUGGUAAAGGAAUUGCAAUAUCUUUAUGUAACACCUUUUAGUGCAAACAUUAUGCUCUUUUUCAUGUUACAUGAUUCUUUUGUGAUGCUUUGUAUUUUUUGUUUGGUUAGACAUUGGUAAGAGAGUUGCUCAAUAUCUUUAUGUAACACCUUUUAGUGCAAACUUUUGUUAUUGUGCGUAGCCACACAAUUACUUCUCCUAGAAUACUGUUGAAGCAAUUUUAUCCCUGCAACCUGAAUUUCUGCUGAAUCUGUCCAAGAUGACGUGUGUUUGAUUCUCUGGCCUUAAUCAUGGCUGCUUGAUUGAAAUAUGUAGAUAGUUCUCCAUUUGCAAACUUUGUUUGAUUGUGAAGAUGUUGAGAUUGAAUUGACCACGUAUUGAUUUUUGCUAUCCAAAUUUAGACAAAGAAUUGUCAUGCAAUCUGAGUAUAGUGACAACUCAAUAAUUUGAAACAGACUAAGGACAGUAGAGAAUUUUAAAAGCAUUUAUCUACAGUUGAACAGCUCAGUGGAAGGGGGAAGAUGCCGUAGGAAUUGUUAUCCAUUGUUAUGACUAAUUUGAUCAUCCACCAGCAUAUCCUUACUGCUUUACUGAUGGUGCUCUCUGCAGGCCUACAGAUAAUGUAAAAUACAAUUGUCGGUGUUAACAAAGUGAAAAAGUAGCAUGCUAUGAUUCAAUUUUGAGGCUCUUCUUGUAGUGAUUCUGCAUCAUGGAUGGUUCCUAAAAUUAUGGUCUAAGUAAAAUGUAAUCUAAAAAAUUCAGGAAUCACUAACCUUUUCUAUUGUUGCUCUGUUGCCUGAAUGGUGUCUAUUGUAAUCCCGAGGGGGUUUCCACUUUCUUCUUCUAGUAUGACUAACAGGUUGCCUUUUGGUUUGAGGAAAGAUCGAGGAAUGUGGUACCUGAGAAGAAAAUCUUCAUUAUUUAUUCUUUAUCAUCAAAAAGCAUUGUUAAUUGAUUCAUAUGAAUUUUCUACUCGAGAUGUUCAAUAACAUUGGGGAUGUUGACUUCUUUGUAUGUCUGACAAUUUAAAGCAGUUAUGAGAUAUGAAUAAGGUGAAUGUUUUAUGGAGGUGCCAGUAACCAACUAAUCCCAAACCCAGAUCUCUGAGCAAAUAAGAUACCAUAUUUGUGAAGGAACCCCAGAGUCAGUGUGAAAUGAAACCCAAUAUCGACCAAUGCUUUGCUCGUUGACAUACACUUCACCCUUUCCCAUUGAACUUAGGUUCAAAGCCACUGGAUCAUUUCCAACUGGCGCAUCGAAUGUUGUCUGCAAAAAGCCAUAUGGCAGAUUGUUGUAACCUGUUAGCUUUCUCUUCUUUCGGUCAAACCUUAUGGGAUUGAAUCAGUGUAAUCCAGUGUAAUGUGGUGUAAAGAUCUAGUUUAAGCCUCACUUUUCUUUUCUGGCAGAUAAGUUCAUACCUUGUACCAAAUGAGUCGAUUACUGAUUGAGCUACCAUACUUAUUCCAUCGCACUUUGCUUGAGCCAAAGUCUGUGUAGAUCCCCUUGUUCUCUCCAGAGAGGCCAACCUUUGUCAUUCAUUCAGUUGAAUCAGUUCAGAAUGUGAUGAACCUUCUAAGUUUCAACGUUGUGUAUUUAGAAGAUCAAUUGAAUGCUAGACAUCUUUUUAUGCAUCAUUUUCAGUUAAUUCUUUCAUGAAAUUGCUUUUGAAGCAACAAUGUAGUGAAGUACUGCUAAGAAAGAGGUUUCUAUGAGUCAAAUUUAGAGUCAUGAAAGGUGAAGUUUUAUGUCACAGAGACAUCAGCUUGGUUAGACAUUGAAAAACAAAAAAUGAUCAUAAAAAAGACAAAAUAGUCACUUUGUGCAGAGUCAUUUUUCUAGUGGGCUAGGGAAAAAUGAGCAAAUUGUACAUAUUGCAUGCACUGCAUUUGCUUUCUGAGGAGAUCAUAACUUUUAUGACAUGAAAGUGUUCACUAUAUCAUGCAUCACCUUAUGGAUUGAGAGAAGCAUAUUUCUUCUGUGUAGAAGAAUACCUGGUAGCCCCAUGCAUAGUUUGUAAAGUCCACCCUGUUGAUCUUUAAUCUACGUGGUCCAGCAAUUCUCCGCUCAAGAUGUGCCCCUGAAUUCUUAACAUCCAAACGUACUGAGGAUGUCAUAGCUUGUCUUUUAUCUCGAUAAAGCAAAAUAAACAUGACAAAGAACAAAGAGUUGUUAACAUGACAGGGAGCAACUUUCAGUGGAGUGAUUUAAGUUAGAAGUUCAUAUAAUAGAUAGUAUUGCCCAAGGAAACUACGUGUGACAUAAAUUGAAGUGAUAGUCAUAUUUGUCAUCUAGAUCCUAAAACUUUAAAUACUAAAGCAAACUUUGGAAGUUUGAAUACAGUAGGAUGAGAAAUGAUUUUGAAUAUUACCGGAAAUCCUACUGUGACGCUAAGCAGGGAUAUAUAGUUUAUCCCCUUAUUGAAGAAAACUGAUUGCUGCAGACUGAAUGUUGAAUUGUCGUGACUUCCAUGAGCAGAUCCUGGUACGGAAAAUGCAUAAAAAGGUCACGUGCAUAUGAUGGUUGCAAAUAAACCAUGCAUCCAUAAUUUAACAUUAAAUCAUUGAGCAUCAUUGAAUAAUGGUCUUGCAUGCCAUUGGAAAAGGGCUGCUUUACCAGAUCUUGGUAUGAUCCAUUAUUUAACUGGACACGGUAUGAUCCAUUAUUUAACUGGACACUCUCUAUUUCUACUUUUGGUACUAAAUAGUAGCUCAUUAUUUAGCUAUUAAUUUCUCCAUAGAUUUGCUGAUAUUCUCUUUGUUAUGAACACAUUAGAGUCCAUGGAUGUGAUCACCAGGUGAUAUCAGUCACAAGUUCUAUCUAAAAUGUUUCUCCCUACAUGUAUCACGUAGUACUUGCCACGAGCAGUGCUGCUUCACUAAGUGUUGUGUUAAACAACUUUUGUUGAGUGAAUAAAUUGCUGGAAGUGGUAAUCCAUGGGGGAGUGUCCAUUUUUCAACAGUUUUAAACAACUAUAUUUCAGUUUGACAAAAAUCUGACAUUCUGGACCUCCAGCUAUAUUUUCUCUUCAGCAGUUUCAAAAAAAACACUUGCCUGGUCUUAAUCCGAUAAAUCGAGCCAAUCACAUUUACAGGGUUCAUAUUGGGGCCUCAAAGAAGUACUUGGGUUGGACCAGUGUGCACUGAGGUUGGCUUUGAUCACUAUUUUGUAAUAUGCAUUUUGGGAGAAUUAAUUGUAAAUGUAGAUUUCUAGCAUUGGAGUAGGAACUUGAGAGAUCAUACUCCAAACUGAACCAAGGAAUGACAUUUCACCUGGAGAGGUCAAAGAUAGAAUGUCCUCCAACUUGCCAUUUAUUAGUGUUUUUGGAUCAUUUUAGAUCAAAGAUAGAAUGUCCCCCCACAUGGAAUGUCCUCUCAAGAAAGAAAAAUGUUCUUGAAUUUGAUUUCUUUCUUUAAGUUUGUAUGUUUUAUGUGUUGUUUCUCUUUCUUCCUCUUUUCACCUACUCUGCCUAAGGGGUGCCUCCUUGGGGCUUGGGGGGUUGGUAUGACUGAGAAACACUGACGUAAUGUGUGCCCAGGACAGAAAACAUCCUAUUCAAGUGCUUUUAUAAUCUCAGGUAAUGGUAAAACUAUGAAGGGAAUAAGGAGGCUUGCCUGCAUAUUCUCCAUUCAAAAAUACAUGUAAUGCAUGCCCUUGGGAGAACACAUCCAGUUCAGCUUCAGCAUUUGAGAAGGAAACUAACUACGGGGUCGGGUGCAUCAUCUUGCUUGCACAUCACCCAGGGCACGCCUGUUUGGAGUCCCACUGCCAUUUGAGCUGCCCAACGUACAUAAGGCGGCCCAUUCUCAUGGUACGCUGCUUCCACUGUUUUAUACUCAUUCUCAAUCUGCAUUUCAUAGGAUCACAUUUAGGUGAUGAAAAUAGCACAGCACUAUGGCUCUCUAGCGGAUGAAAAGCUUUUUAGCGAAGGCAUAACCUGUGAUAGUAUGAUUGGCCCUCCUUGCGAUGCAUAUAACUUCUCCGCUUCCAUCAUGUUGACUAUCAUUGUUGUGAACUUCUGCAUUUGAAACUGCCAUGUGGUAAAAAGAGCACAACUCUUUAGCGAUUGCGGAAUAUGUGGCCCUGCUUCCAUAAUGUCAGUCACUUAUAUGCAUGUGGUGGUUUAUUUAAGUGCAGCCAGCAAUGUCAAGAUGCAAUAAAUGGGUGAUCUGGAAGCAAGUUUCACUUAGAGAUUUCAAUUUACUUCACCUUGAAUGGUUCAUUGUCUGACCGGUAUACUAUGCCCGGAAUAUCAUGUAGCCAGUAUGGUAGACCCCUGCAAAUGACAAUUGCAUGGUGUGAUACAAGUCGUUCAAUAAAGAAUCAUGAAUAGACUAAAUGGAUGGAGUGAUUUCAUGUUGACUCCAUGCAAGAAGAUUUGGUCGGUAGUUUCAAUUA